Fibroporia radiculosa is the source of this 1818-nucleotide messenger RNA. RefSeq lists its product as uncharacterized. The transcript is spliced from 15 exons. Bases 1 to 1818 code for a protein of 605 amino acids. Gene Ontology annotation, molecular function: oxidoreductase activity, acting on CH-OH group of donors; flavin adenine dinucleotide binding. The record is from RefSeq and is a predicted model, not a curated record. Lineage: Eukaryota; Fungi; Basidiomycota; Agaricomycetes; Polyporales; Fibroporiaceae.
AUGUCUAACGUUGAUUCUGCACACUUAAAUGUUGAUGUUAUCAUAGCUGGUGGUGGCACGAGUGGCUGUGUGAUAGCAAGCCGCUUAGCUACUGCUGAUCCAUCAUUAACAAUACUUGUCCUUGAGUCAGGACCAGCUACUCGUGAUAAUGUAUCCGUUGUUCAACCUGGACGAUACUUUGAGCAUUUGGUGCCUACAAGCCCCACCACAAAGUUCUACAUGUCAAAGGCCACCCCUAAUGUAGGAGAUCGCUUGCUUCCAGUGCCAUGUGGACAGUGUUUAGGAGGGGGAUCAAGCAUUAAUUUCAUGAAAUAUACUAGAGCAUCUGCUUCAGACUUUGAUGCAUGGAAAAAUGAUCACAAAAAUCUGGGAUGGGGGUGCAGCGACUUACUGCCACUUCUUCGAAAGACGGAGACAUUCCAAGUAAAGCCAGGAAUGGAUACACAUGGAUACGAAGGACCACUGAAGGUUUCUUAUGGUGGCCAAUUCACUAACAUCGGUGAUAGCUUCCUGGAGACAUGUGCAAAGUAUGAUACAAGGAGGACUAGUACAGACGAUCCAAAUGGGCUUUAUGAGUGCAACAAGUAUGGGAAAUGGGCAAAGUGGAUAGAUGCCAAAACAGGCAGACGUUCAGAUGUUCCCCAUGGAUUUAUCUACGAUAGGGAGCGGCCUAAUCUCCAGAUUUUGACAGGAGUCCAAGUAAAGCGUGUCAUUUUUGAGAAUAAUCAUGCUGUCGGUGUCGAGUUCCUCCCUAACCAAAAUGUGCAGCCAAACAACAUGACUAGCCUUGCAGUUGCUCAAGCCCGAAAGUUGGUUGUACUAUCAUCUGGUGCCUUUGGCAGCCCUGCCAUCCUGGAGCGAUCGGGCGUGGGACAGGCAUCACUAUUACAAAAGCUUGGCAUAGCACAAGUGGCAGAUUCUCCUGGUGUAGGAGAGAACUACCAAGACCAUUUGGGAGUCUUCUGCCAAUAUUAUGUAGAUGAUGAAGCAGACUCGUUGCGUGGGAUUAUACAGCAGCAACCAGAUGCAAUCAAGGAACUUACUGCUCAGUGGUCACAGGAUGGUUCAGGACUAUUGGCACAGAAUGCAAUUGAUGCAGGCAUUAAAUUGAGGCCUCUGCCAGAUGAAUUGAAGGAGAUUGGGUCAGACUUCAGUGCAACAUGGGAUCGUACAUUUGUUAAUACACCAGACAAAGCCAUUAUGUGGAUAGGAAUAGGUGCUGUUACAAUGCCUCAUCCAGCUGGAAUGCCUGUACGAAAAUGCUGCAACCUUCUCCAUUUCUUGUAUUAUCCAAAUAGUCAUGGUCACCUUCAUAUCACCUCUGCAGAUGAUAUAAACUCUCACCCGGAUUUCGAUGCAGCAUUCCUCACUGACAAAUCGGAUACUGCUUUGCUUCGAUGGGGAUACAAGAGACAGCGUGAAUAUGCCCGCCGUCUCCCUCUGUUCCGCGGAGAAUUUGUGGAAGGACAUCCUCUCUUCUCUGAGCAGAGCGAAGUGCGCUGCAUAGCAGAGCAAUCUCCUGUGGCCCCCAACUCGCCAGAUCUGAAGUACACUGCUGAAGAUGAUGAAGUCAUAGAUGACUUUACACGCAAGAAUUUCACCACAGUGUGGCAUUCUCUUGGAACAUGCGCUAUGAAACCAUUCAAGGAUGGAGGAGUUGUGGACUCAAGGCUCAAUGUAUAUGGGGUCCAAGGCCUCAAAGUAGCAGACCUGUCUAUAGUUCCAUCUAAUGUUGGUGCUAAUACAUACUCUACCGCUCUUGUAGUUGCAGAGAAGGCUGCUACUCUAAUUGCAGAGGAACUUGGUAUAUCUCUCUGA